Paramuricea clavata is the source of this 693-nucleotide messenger RNA. The record is from the annotation of a GenBank genome assembly. NCBI's taxonomy places the organism in Eukaryota, Metazoa, Cnidaria, Anthozoa, Malacalcyonacea, Plexauridae.
AUGGAGAAAGAGAUGACGGACCUGGAGACGAAGUUAACGCAACUAAGCAUUGGAGUCGAAAGAACGCAAGCCAUUCUUGACUCAGGUAAGCGAGUAGCUAUUAAGCGGCACCUUGAGGCGUUACAAACUGCAAAAGAAACGAACGAGUGCAAACGCACUGUCGAAGCAGCUAAAAUAACCGAGAAGGAAGAACUUUCGAAAAUUAACGAAUGGAGUGACGAAAUUGACCAUGGCUUGAGAAUGGCUCGUCGACGCGGAACCAGCAGAAAAGUUUGUAACGCAGGAGGAGUCAACCCACAGAAAGCGAUGUCUUUGACAAGUUGAUCGAAAAGUACCCUUUGCGAAAGGUUUUGAGAAUCUGCGCCUGGAUUCAGAGAUUCGCCAGAAACUGUCAGACUCAACCUGAGAUUUAGGACCGUUAAAAAUAUGGGAAAUCAAAGAGCGAGAUCUGUGGUGGAUCAAAAGGCACAGCGCGAAGCAGAAAAUAGCCAGGAGAUCGAAGCGAUCAAACGUGAGCUUAACCUUCAGCCGAACGAGAUGGGGAUCCUUGAAUGUGGUGGUAGGAUCGAAGGCAAAUACCCGAUUUAUCUGCCUCGGGACUGCACUUACACAGAGAAAAUGAUUGAGCAAGCUCACCUCGCCACACUUCACGGUGGUGUGGCAAAUGUUCGAGAACGGUUUUGGGUCUCUUGA